This is a messenger RNA of Onthophagus taurus, 1999 nucleotides long. RefSeq lists its product as uncharacterized. The record is from RefSeq and is a predicted model, not a curated record. Gene Ontology annotation, biological process: fatty-acyl-CoA biosynthetic process; long-chain fatty acid metabolic process. Gene Ontology annotation, molecular function: long-chain fatty acid-CoA ligase activity. Lineage: Eukaryota; Metazoa; Arthropoda; Insecta; Coleoptera; Scarabaeidae.
ACAAACCACAACGACCAACUACUGCUUCGCGUUAAGUACUGUUUAAGUAUAGACUUUUCAAAGUUAUUACCUCAUUUAUUUUUACUCUUUUGAUUUAUUUCAAUUAGACCUAAAUUACUGUACAAUUUCCUUUUUUCAUUUUAAAUUUGGUGAAUAGUUGUGUUAAAUCGUUUCAUGUAGUUUGAUUUACUACAAAAUUUGAAAUAAUAUGCACGUAAUUUCGCGAGUUGUUAAUUCGUUCGGACGAAAUGUUACAAGAAGAUCAUCCGGGGUGCUUUUUAAUUCAAAAUGUUUUUCAAAUACAACUUUUAAUCAAGAUGAACAAUUUAUAAAGUCUCCUUUGGGUGAUGUUGAAAUUCCAAAUGUUAAUUUAGCGGAGUACUUAUUGAAUCACAUUGGAAAGUUUCCUACAAAAAUUGCAACGCAAUGUAGUUUCACCGAAAGAAAAUACACGUACGAUAAUUUAUUAAUGAAAUCAUCAAAUCUUAGUAAAUCGCUUAGAAAGAAAUUAAAUCUACAAAAAGGAGACGUAGUGGCCAUCUUAUUACCGAACAUCCCCGAGUUUCCCAUUUGUAUCUUAGGACCAUUAUUAGCUGGGUUAAAAAUAACAACCAUUAAUCCCUCUUAUACAUCAGAAGAAAUAAAAAGGCAAUUAAAUGAUAGUAAUGCAAAAGUAUUAUUUACUUUAGUUGAUUUUUGGGGAAAAGCCCAAGAAGCUGUUAAAAAAUCGUUAAGUAACAUUAAAAUAAUAACGAUAAAAACAAAGCAAAACCAAUCAACACCAAGCGGGUCGAUUAAUUUUCAAGAAUUUACAACAGAAAAAUGUGAUUUACCUGAAAUUAUUUUAUCAUCACCCGAUGAAACGGUUUUUAUGCCUUAUUCAAGUGGAACGACGGGACUUCCUAAAGGUGUUGAGUUAUCUAGCAAAAAUAUAAUUUCGAAUAUUUGCCAAUUUAAUCAUCCUGAACUUUGUAUAUCUCAAAUUGCAACAGAAAAUCAUCAAGACAUCUCUCCACAACUUUUACCACUAUUCCACAUCUACGGAUUCGCAACAACCUUAUCUAUGCUAACAUAUGGCGUUAAAAUAAUAACUUUACCAAAAUUCGAAAGAGACAACUACCUUAAAGUAUUAUCCCAAGAAAAACCUCAUUUUAUGGUGGUUGUACCUCCGAUUGUAAUCUUUUUAUACGCUUCUCCCGAAGUUAAACCAAUUGAUUUAAGUUCAUUAAGAACAAUAAGUUGUGGGGCAGCCCCAUUGGGUGCUUUAGACGAAGAGAAAUUUCGUAAAAAAAUCGGAAGGCCGAUAAAUGUGCUACAAGGUUAUGGGUUAUCUGAAACUUCUCCAGUUGUGACAAUGGUUCCGAUCCAAUUACAAGGAAAAUAUCCGGGAUCUAUGGGAAUCCCGGUUCCCAACACACAAAUAAAAGUCGUUUCUCCCGAUGAUAAAAAAGGAAAUCAUUUAAAACCAAACGAAAUCGGUGAGAUAUACGUAAAAGGACCUCAAGUAAUGAAAGGGUAUCAUAACAAUCCGGAAGAAAGCGAAAAAUCUUUUCAUGACGGUUGGUUUAAAACUGGGGAUUUAGUGAAAUAUAAUGAAAAUGGAAUGUUUUACAUUUGCGAUCGUUUAAAAGAAUUAAUUAAAGUUCGAGGGUUUCAAGUUCCACCGGCGGAACUCGAAGAGAUUAUAAGGGAUUUUCCGGGUGUGGUUGAAGCGGCCGUUAUUGGAAUUCCGGACGAAUAUAACGGGGAGUUACCGAAAGCUUUCGUCGUUAAAAAGAAAGAAGCAAACGUUGAUGUGGAAAAAUUACAAGAAUUUGUUGCCUCGAAAGUUGCCCGACAUAAACAUUUAAAGGGCGGUGUUGUUUUUGUAGAAAGUAUUCCUAAAAAUGACUCAGGGAAAAUACUUAGACGGAAACUUAAAGAGUUAUACUUAUAAGAUAAGAUAAGGUUUUUGUUAACUAGGGUUAUCUUUUAAAUAAAAUGUAAAGAAAUAAAUUUA